UAACAAUAGAAUAGAAGCUACCAAAAAGUUGGUGACGAAACUCGAAAGAAUUGGCCGACACUUCAUGAAACAUGGCUGUGUACCAUGCGGAGUGGUUCACGUUAGAUUUACUCACAGCCUUCUGUAUUGGUAUGGUAGUAGCAAACCUCUAGGAGACAUGUAAUCACUUGCCAAAUCUGCCUGCAGUUUCCUGGAUCCUGUCAAACAUUUUGCUUGUACAGUACUUUGCAUGCCAAACUUCCAAGAAUGUUUUUGGUGUUAUUGUGUCCUGGAUUAUUCAAAGGUACAAUUUCAAAGGUUUCUUAUUUCCGCCGUUGGAAUUCAUCGAGUGGGCGGCGCGAAAACAAUGGCCGUUAGAGCGUGAAACAUUCAAAGGUGCAAUGAUUUCUUCAAGUUUUAGCCAGUUGUUGAUUAGACAUAUAGCACGCCCAUUUUAAGAGGAUAUACGUUCGGUUUGCUCGUUCUAAAGGGAAAAUGACUGGCCAAUACUUUCAAGAUGUAUCACGCAUAAUUUUCAAUCCAGACGCUGAAAUCGACGACACGCUCUGCUUCAAAUUUUACAACGCGACAGAAGUUAUCCUGGGGCGUCCUAUGGAAGAGUGGCUACGCUUCUCUGUUUGCUUCUGGCAUUCCUUCCGUGGGACUGGAGCUGAUCCAUUUGGCCAAGCUACAAUUAGGCGAAGCUGGGAUGACGGGUCUGAAACCAUGGAGAACUACAAACGACGGCUAGAAGCAGGCUUCGAAUUUUUCACUAAAUUAGGUGUCAAGUAUUGGACAUUCCACGAUCGCGAUAUAUCACCAGAGGGCCCAACUUUGGCGAUGACAAAUCGUAACCUUGAUGAGAUGACUGACUUAGCCUUGAAUUUGCAGCGCCAGACUGGAAUUCAAUUGUUGUGGAACACGUGCAACCUCUUUGCUCAUCCGCGUUAUGCCAACGGAGCAGCUACUAAUCCUAACGCACAUGUUGUUGCCUACGCUGCAGCCCAGGUCAAGAAAGGCUUGGAAAUAGGCCGCAAAUUAGGAGCCCAGAAUUUCGUCUUCUGGGGUGGCCGUGAAGGUUACAAUUCCCUUCUUAAUACUGAUUUGGAUAUUGAAAUGUCGAAUAUGGCCAAUUUUCUACGUAUGGCACUGGUUUAUAAGAAAAAGAUUGGGUUUGAAGGGCAGCUGCUUAUCGAACCUAAACCCAAGGAACCAACACGUCAUCAGUACGAUUACGACGCUCAAACAGUUACAUCCUUUUUGCGCCAGUUCAAUCUACAAAACGAUUUCAAGCUGAACAUCGAACCCAAUCACACUACUCUCGCUGGGCAUGGAUACGAGCAUGACAUUGUCAUGGCUUCCACUUUAGGGAUGUUGGGAUCAAUCGAUGCCAACACAGGAUCACCAGAUCUCGGCUGGGAUACGGAUCAAUUUCCUAUGGAUAUUCGAGCAUGUACCGCUGUGAUGCUCCAAGUGAUCCGACAGGAUGGUGUACAGCCCGGAGGAUUAAAUUUCGAUGCCAAAGUGCGACGGGAGUCGACAAAUGCCAAGGAUUUAUUCAUAGCACACAUCGGCGCCAUGGAUUCGUUUGCGCGUGGACUACGUAAUGCUGCUAAGAUUAUUGAAGACGGUAUUAUGUCCAAACACUUAAAGGCACGUUAUAUCUCUUUUGAAUCUGGCUUUGGCUUGAAAAUAGCUACAGGACAGGCAGAUUUGCAGGAAUGCGAGGAGUAUGUACACCAACAAGGAGAACCGGAAGCGAUCUCAGGACAGCAGGAGCACUGUGAGGCAAUCUUUAAUCGUUAUUUGUAAAGCUUGAAUGACUUCAACUCUGUCCGUUUACGCAUCGUCGGUUAAGGUUAUUUGAAUAUUGGACGAUUAGCGUUAAGGAAGGUAGUUUAAUAUAGUAAAAUAAUUAGAUGAUAGGGCACUUGACAAAAUUUUCAAACUUCCAUCGUUGGGUAGUCUGUGUUUACACAGCAUGUUUGAAAGGUAGCUUGUUGCUUAGAAUUUCUUCAGUAUUCUUUCGGUGAUAGAAUUUACACAGUUGCAUUUUAA
Daphnia magna is the source of this 2037-nucleotide messenger RNA. RefSeq names its product xylose isomerase. The coding region runs from base 475 to 1791 and encodes 438 amino acids. Lineage: Eukaryota; Metazoa; Arthropoda; Branchiopoda; Diplostraca; Daphniidae. Gene Ontology annotation, biological process: carbohydrate metabolic process. Gene Ontology annotation, molecular function: xylose isomerase activity. The record is from RefSeq and is a predicted model, not a curated record. The transcript has 12 exons.